Molecule: messenger RNA, 2337 nt
Organism: Puccinia graminis f. sp. tritici CRL 75-36-700-3
Lineage: Eukaryota; Fungi; Basidiomycota; Pucciniomycetes; Pucciniales; Pucciniaceae
Exons: 4
Coding region: 130-1701 (523 amino acids)
Source: RefSeq, a predicted model, not a curated record
ACAUGGUCAACAACAAACAACCAACCAUCGACCUGGAGAGAUCAGACAAACCAUCAUCUGCUCAAUCAAAAGAAUUCGAUACGUUCCAAGUUCUGAAUAUUUAUUUCUGCACAGUAGACAUUCGUACGCAUGAAACUAUUCGAUGGGUGGGAUCAUGUGGGGGCAAAGACAUGGGUCGCCAAUCCGGCCCGGUCUGCCACUGGCACUCCUGGCCUCUCGGGCUCUACUUACACUCGUGGAUCAUUCUCAAGACGUCCAUCCAUUAGCAGACUAGAUUCUGUUCGACAGCAUCAAUCGAUCGAUGAGCAAAGUCGGAAGCUGAAAGAGCUGCGAUUGGCUGAGCUCACCAGACAACUCGAGCUCACCGAACUCCAACACAAUCGCCCUCAUCCUCAGUACCAUCCACCUGUCCCUCCACCAUCAAUGUCUCGGCCAAUGACGCCUGUCAGCACGUUAUCAGUUGAAAAGGGUGGCCCUCCCCUCAGCGAUGAAGAUCUGAUUUGGGAACAAAAGCGACGAGAAGCUGAUGAGUUAAACGCGAGGAUCGAAGCACUCCGGCAAGCGGGCAUGCCCUCAUCCGAACUUCCAAGUCCAGUCUUGCUGCCCAUUCGGCCAUUAUCAAAGACCCGGACAGACAAGCCGAAUCUGAACUGCGUUCCGCCUCGUGACUACCCGGUCCCACCACUUCCAUCCUUCCCAACCGAGGCUGGACUAAGACGUCAGGCUUCCAAAAAAUCAUUACAUUCCAUCUCUUCUCAUCAUUCAAAGUCGCCCGCACCACCGCUCUCUCAACCGAAUCAGAACCGAGAUCGGACUGCAAGUGUAAGCGACACGAGUUACUAUUCAGCCCUCAAAGAAGCCGAAGGUGUGAUUUCCAGCCUGCGUAAAUCACACGACGACCUACUAGAGAAAGUGACCCGUUUGGAGAAUCAAUUGGACCUCAAAGAGGCCGAGAAUCAAGACCUGACCACUCGUAAUAACCGAUUGGAGACCUACCUUGUCGAUGAACAAAAGGCCAAAGAGAACAUUCAAAGAGAAAACGAGCGAGCGAUGAACCAAUUAAGAUUGCUCUCACGAAGCCAACCUCCUCAUCCUCUCAACAGAGGGGACCCGCCAAGCCGACUACAUACUCCAGCCGAACCGUCUCAAUCCCUUCAUGGACACAACCAUCUUUCUCCAUCUGGGUCUGGGCCACUAGACCAAAAACUUUCACAAGCGAGGGCGGAACUGUUGAGACGAGAAGAAAAUGCACAGAAACAAUACGCCUACAGAACUGCCUCUCUUACUUCAGAGCUCAGUGGGCAAGGAUCCACGUCAGGACACAGCCAUCCCUCACCUGCGCCCAUGAGCAAAGGAUCCCAACCACAACAUCAUCGCAAUCUCUAUGAACCAACACAGCCUAGUGGAUACCAAUUCCCGCCCAAUCCACAACAUCUAAGUCACCCCUUCCAUCCAGAAGGACACCGUGAAACAGGCCUCCCAAGCCACCCGGCCUCAAUGCCCUUCCAUCGACACCCCGACCCUGCCUAUCCUCCUGAAAUGGCUUAUCCGACUUACCCGCACCCUCAAGGCCCAUCGGUCUAUCCUCAUCAAUUCUCUCGCUCACAUCCGCUUCCUAAACCUGCGAUCGACGAGCCUUCCUUAGCUCAAAACGGCUUCCAUCCUCCUCAUCCUGCUAAUCCUAUCUAUCCUCAAUACUGAACACCAGCUCCUCAAUAAAGAACACACACCUACCAAACAGUCAAUCUAUGCUGAUCGGUCGACCUAGACACUUUUUUUAUAAACAAAACACUACCUCCAUAGUUUGCUUGCUCUAAGUUUCUUUCUCCAGAUUAUGUAUAGAUAGAAGACCUCUCACAUUCGCAAAUUUACUUUCCUUCCUCUGCUUGGCUUAGUCAUUAUCAUUGAAUCUUGUUGUUGUUACUCUUGUGCUGCUCUUGCUACUACCACUCCUACCACUCUACUGCUACUGCUAGUACUAUUGCUGCCGCUACUGCUGCUUGUGUUUACAUCCUACCUUCUCUUGCUCAAGUUAUCCAUACUCUCUUGAAUGUAGACCUGUUCUGUCCAUCUACAGCUACACUUCAUCCAGAGCAAUCGUAUUGCUCUUUUUGUUUUCUUUCUGCUCUACAUAUGCAUAAAAAUACACUUAUUUCUCUAUGUAUCUCAAUCUGUUCACUUGCUCUGGCUUGGCUCUGCCGUCUUGAUUAAUCAUCUCCUUCUUCACUUGACCACUUGGUUGCUAGAAAUCCUGAACAGACUUCUUUGUUCCCUGGUUCCACUGGGAUUAUCUUGUUAGAUCUGGCAAUACAAUCUGGCUUCUCCACGACUGCAAGA